Messenger RNA from Strongylus vulgaris, 939 nucleotides. The record is from the annotation of a GenBank genome assembly. Lineage: Eukaryota; Metazoa; Nematoda; Chromadorea; Rhabditida; Strongylidae.
AUGGUUAAUUUACAGGUGCAUGUUCUUUAUGAAGUACGGGAACGAGGUGGUACGGUGGUGAGAAAUGUGCCAGUUGAUGAACACAUGACUGAACUGACGCUGUCAUUAUCUGGUGAUAAGGAUGACGAGGAAGUUUUGGAUAUAACGCUCAAAGACCCAUCAGGUCGACCCGUGGACAAAAAUGUCUAUAGCAAAGAGGGAGGGACCAUAGAUCUCAAAAAUGUUAAGCUAAUUCGCCUCAAAGAUCCACAGGCUGGAGUUUGGCAGGUGAUCACAAACUCUCGUCUUAAACAUACUAUUCGAAUAUUCGGGCAUGGCACGAUUGAUUUCAAAUAUGGCUUCGCUACGAGACCAUUAGAGCGGAUUGAACUGGCGCGUCCUCGACCGGUAUCUAACCAAAACACAUAUCUCCUAGUCAAUAUGACGGGCUUGGUUCCACCAGGAACAACUACUGAGAUCUCCUUGCUGGACUAUUACGGUAACACUCUGAUGACGGACACAGCCAUAUGGACCCUACCAGAAGUUACACUUCGAGAUCGUGGCGAAUAUUUUUGUGUUGUAAUCAGCGAAAACGGAAAUCAUACUGUAAAGACAUUUUUGGAUACACGAGAAAUAUUCAAUUUACCUCAGCUAGUUGUGAUUGUUCUAGAAUCGCCUCCUCUAAUCACUGGACUCACCAACACAUCCACACCACUCGGUCAUCCAGCAUUUCUCCAUUGCCAAACUCAGUCUUCAAGUAAAGUUGAAAUUAGAUGGCUUCGGUAUGGUGUGACCGUACUAAAUGGAGUGAACACGAUGGUUUACCCAAAUGGUACCCUUCGGAUACAUCAAACUUCUCGAGCUGAUGCUGGUGCUUACGAGUGUCAGGCUCGAAACACUGGGGGAAUGACCAGCCAAAGCACGUUACUAAAGGUUUGUGAUAUUAUCUCCCACAUUUAG